AUGGCGGCUUCCUCUCGCAUCUCGUCUCCGGCGUGGCUGUUAUUAGCCGCGCACUGCGCUCUCCUGCUCGCCCUGGCUGGAGCCGCCCGUGGCCACUCUCCGAGUGCCGGCGCGGCGCUGAGCUCCGCGUUCUACGACGAGUCGUGCCCCGGCGCUCCCGUCCGUCGCGUCAUCCAGGACGCGCGCGUCUCCGACCCGCGCAUCCCGGCCAAAAAGAAUCGUGCACGGACGAACUGGGCGCAGGCUGGAGGACCACGCUGGAGGGUGCUUCUUGGCCGCCGAGACGGCACGACGACCAACGUCCAAAGCGCUAACAACCUUCCCAGCCCUUUCGACUCCCUUGCCAAGCUCCAGGAGAAGUUCAGAAACGUCAACCUGGACAACACUGAUCUCGUCGCCCUCCAAGGAGCGCACACAUUCGGCGAAGUCCAGUGCCAGUUCACGCGUCACAACUGUUCGGCGGGGCAACCACAGGGUGCACUAGAGAACCUGGGCCAAGUUACACCCACCGUGUUUGACAACAAGUAUUAUGGCAACCUCUUGCACAGUCAAGCGCAGCUGCCGGCCGACCAGGUCAUGCUAUCUGACCCUACGGCGCCGACAACCACUGCACCCGUUGUUCACCGAAUUACCUAUUAUGAUGUUGGCGCAAAUCAUUCUCGUGUCAUUCUUUGA
Messenger RNA from Miscanthus lutarioriparius, 675 nucleotides. The record is from the annotation of a GenBank genome assembly. Lineage: Eukaryota; Viridiplantae; Streptophyta; Magnoliopsida; Poales; Poaceae.